ACUCAAAAAACAAACAAACAAAAAACAUUUCUUACUUAAAAAUGGAAAACUCUAAGCUUAUGUCUAAGAAAAACAAGAUGAUCAUGCUCAAAAUACUCAUGCAAAAGGUUCAAAAAAGUCUUUCUCUAGGGAAGAUAUUAACUGACAUUGAUGAGUUUAGUCAUCAAGAUGAUCAUCAAUAUGAUCAUCAUGAUCAUGAUCAUCAAGAAGCUUGUUUUGAUGACUUAAAAUCAGUGCCUAAGGAUGUUAAGGAAGGGCAUUUUGCAGUAGUGGCUGUAAAUGAAGGAAUUGCAAAGAGAUUUGUUGUACCAUUAAGGUAUUUAACACAUCCCAUGUUUCUUACAUUGUUAGAGAAAGCUGCUGAAGAGUAUGGAUUUGAUCAUGGUGGUGCACUCACCAUACCAUGUAGACCUAAUGAAAUUGAGAGAAUUUUGGCUGAAAGAUGGGAUGGGAAAAGAACAUCUAGCUACUCUAAGAAGGCUAAUAAUGGUUGUAAGAGAAAUUCUAAUUUCAUGGUCCAAAGCUAUUAAUUAAUUAAUUAGAUUAAUUAUUUGUUAAAUAAAAAAAUUGUAUGUAAUGUUUUUAAUUCCCCUUUUGUGAGUAUAUACUUAAGUGUUAUAUUUUUACUAUUUUUUUAGAAGAGUAAUAAAUUUUGAUUUUGACCAAUUAAAUAGAUAUUUCUUAUAUAUUCU
Molecule: messenger RNA, 692 nt
Organism: Amaranthus tricolor (Joseph's coat)
Lineage: Eukaryota; Viridiplantae; Streptophyta; Magnoliopsida; Caryophyllales; Amaranthaceae
Product: auxin-responsive protein SAUR50-like
Exons: 1
Coding region: 42-530 (162 amino acids)
Biological process (GO): response to auxin
Source: RefSeq, a predicted model, not a curated record